Macroventuria anomochaeta is the source of this 1403-nucleotide messenger RNA. RefSeq lists its product as uncharacterized. Gene Ontology annotation, molecular function: signaling receptor binding. The transcript is spliced from 3 exons. The record is from RefSeq and is a predicted model, not a curated record. Bases 76 to 1218 code for a protein of 380 amino acids. Gene Ontology annotation, cellular component: peroxisomal membrane; peroxisomal importomer complex. Gene Ontology annotation, biological process: protein import into peroxisome matrix, docking. Lineage: Eukaryota; Fungi; Ascomycota; Dothideomycetes; Pleosporales; Didymellaceae.
UUCGCGACUCCAUCUAUCGUGCACCUAUCUUCCAUAGCAGCGCAUGACGCGAGUGCAGCGCAACAGGUAGCCAACAUGGUCCGUGAGGACCUCAUCACGUCGGCGGUGUCUUUUCUCCAGGACCCGUCAGUAGCCAGCGCACCAGUCGAGAAGCGCAUUGCCUUCCUGCAGUCCAAGAACCUCACACAGGAAGAGGUUGACGUCUCGCUCGCCCGCGCCGCAUCAGACGACCCUAGCCAGCCAGCGCCGCCAGCACCGCAGUACUCCUCUCCACCCAGCAAUGCAUACCGCCCACCGCCCUCGGCCCCAGGGUACGGCGGCGGCUACCCUCCACAGUACUGGCCGCAGCCGCCAGCACCAGAACCACCGAAGCGCGACUGGCGCGAUUACUUCAUCAUGGCGACGGUCAUGGGCGGUGUAGGCUACGGCCUCUACUUUACCGCAAAACGCUACAUCCUCCCCAUCAUCUCCCCUCCCACCGCCCCACAGCUCGAACAAGACAAGGCUUCUAUCGAAGAAUCCUUCAAGCGCGCUUUCGACCUGCUCGAACAACUCGAUACCGAUACCAAAGCCCUCAAAGCUAGCGAAGAAGCCCGCACAGAGCGCCUCGACAACGCACUGGGCGAAGUGGAGAGCGUCUUGGCGAGCCUGAAGGAGAGCAGCAAGAGGCAAGGCGACGACAACAGGAGGAUCGAAGAUGACGUUAGGGGAUUGAGGGAUCUGAUCCCCAAGGCGCUAGAUGUGCAGAAAGAAGCCAACGACAACAGGCUCAAGGAGCUGUCCACCGAAUUGAAGAGCCUGAAGACACUAGUCAGCAACCGUAUGAGUGCGCCGCCCGCCCCUCGCGCAGCUUCGACACCGUACUACGGCAUCCAGAACCAGAGCCAGCAAAGCCAAACCCCCGCGCCUACAAACGGCACAAGCACACCUGCCGCGCCACCAGCGCCUCAGCCGUCACCGAGCGGGCAGACCAACGGAUCGACGAGCACUGACGCCCAGGCCAGCCCCGCGAUGCCGGGCGGUGCGAGCACAGGCGCUGCGAACGGCACAGCAUCAUCGGCAUCCACGCCGGCAGCCGAGAAGCCAGUGCAGUCAUGGCGGGGGACACAAGGUCGCGCAGCGAUUCCGGCGUGGCAGAUGGCGGCCGCGAAGAAGAACGAGGAGGCUAAGAAGGACACAUCCGAGAGCGGGACUGUGGAGGCUAGCCCGCGUUCUUAGGAGACUUGGGGUGCUAAAGGAGAGGCACACAAGGACAUGACCUGGGUCUUGGCUGACGCAUGGGAUUGGAAUGGGCCCAGGGUACGAAAACUCUUGUAAUGUUGUUCGCAUCAGUUCGCAGGGCGUUGGGCUUUGUAUACAUGUAUUAGUCUUAUCCAAGCGAUACGCUGUGCUAUGGAUACGCU